CUGUCAGUAGUGUGGUAGUGUCAGUGGUGUCAGUACCGUCAGUACCCUGAGUACUCCAGUGCCGCCGACAGUGUCAUAACCUCAAUAACGGUGUAAGAUGAGUAGCUUUCGAACGACCAAAGCGUAAGGAGAGGUCAGCUUCGUUUUAUAUAUUAUAAAGCUUAGAAUGGAAACGAAACUGUCAAUUAUAAUUGCUACAACGAUGAGAUCAUGCUGUUGUUCUCUAUCCAAGUGUUAAACAAUUUUAAUCAGUUUGAAAACGAUCAAUCGUGUUCGAAAUACGUAAUUGCAUUAAAAUAUUGCAAGUUUUGCCUGAUCUGUCGUUGAAGAGAACGGGAAUAAGAAAGUGGAAAGUCUUCUAAAAAAAAAAGAUGAUAUGACAAUUGAAAGUCAUAAGGCCGAUGGGUAAUAAUGAAUGCAUGCGGUAGAGAAUCCUUGGAACGGCGAACGCGCGUGCAAGCGAGAGACAAUAUGCAUGAUCUAAUAAAGACGACGCAAGGAAGGUGAAUGAGAAAAUCAUCGCGAACAUCAACGGCGACUAACUUUCAGGACACGUCCGUCAUCGGUCGCUGCCUUUUUCCUUUUUGACAUGCAACAACUACGAUACGAUGAGGAACGGGACGAUAACCACACGUGCUGAUGUUUACACGGAAGAGAUCCCUUGUACAUCUGAUGGGAGGAGGGAUGUGGCGGUCCGUUCACGGCGUUCAUGAAGGAAAAGGAUUAAAUAAAAAAUCUGAUGUGGCGUGAUUAUAAUCGAUUCAAAAUCGGCGAUUAACGAGCAGAAAAAUGGACGGGCAAAUGUCGUUUUAUGCCACUCUGACGUCGGAAGAAAAGAGUAGAAUGCAACCUUGUAUGAAAGCUAGGUGUGUCAUCAUGUCGAGCGAUUCACCGCCGCCGCUGCAGACGUCCAUACCUCUGGUGGAUUACGAUGUGCCCGACGAAGCGGGUCUCGGUAAAAUCACGCCGACCACACCUACGACACCCGUGACGAGCAAACUGUUGAAUGCCGUCGACACGGACAUCGAGACCAUCGAGAAUGCGGUGUCGAUCGCGCAGGCAGUGCUACCGGUGCCGGAGCCCCGGCCGAAAAUCGAGAGGAACAACAUCGACGCGACGGACAAUAAGAAACCGGUCGGUCAACCGGACAACGACUCCUGCAUCGUCGACUGUAUAUACUUCACGCAGCAGUGCUGCGAGUGCGUAAUAUUUUAACAGUCCGAUUGUCCUCGAAUUCCGAUACCUUGUCCAAUAGUAACGAGACCGAUCAUAUUCUUCGUAGUCUUCCAUACGAAUUUUAUUAAACUGCGGAUUCAAUGCAUUCAUUAAAUAAUUACUUCAAGUAUGAACGUUUGACGAAAGUAUAACAAAUAUGAACAGUGAAUGCAUAUCGCAAUAGUUAAAUGAUAUAAGAAAUUCCAAUCUCAAAUGCAUUUCCUUAAAUCUGUUUUGCAUAAAUUCGCUGAUUUCGCGGAUUUUAACCACCCACAAGUAAUUAUCUUAAUUUUACGACUAUUUCUUAAUACCACGUCGUAAACUUCUUGGACGCAUACUUAGAGUGAAACUCAGCCUCUUGUAUGAAGUUUUUAUUAUCCUCCUGGGAAUAAUCAGUCUCUUUAUGUUUGGAUCAGGUCACGUAUCCUAUUCUUUCCACGUUUCGCGUGAUUGCCAUGAGAAUUUAAAUGAAGGAUAUGUAGAAUUUUUCGGGAGAACCCUAUGAGUCGAGUUCUGGGUGUUAAUCGAAUAAUAAUGCUUUGUACUCGUGGUUUUUUCAUCUUUUUUGACGGAAUGAAGGAUAUGUGAUGAAGUUCGAAAGUAUCGUGCAACGACGAAAUGAAAUUAAGAAGUCCAUAUUGACAAAUACUUUUGGACAUAUUUAAACAUACAUAGUAAUGUAGAAAACAUCGGGCUUUUCGUCUGUGCGAAUAAGGUAAAUGUCCCAGUUUCUGGUCACGUCACAAUUUCUACUUACUGGCUUAUUUUUAACGUCAUAAUAUUUGUAA
Messenger RNA from Ceratina calcarata, 2003 nucleotides. RefSeq lists its product as uncharacterized. The transcript is spliced from 3 exons. The record is from RefSeq and is a predicted model, not a curated record. Bases 790 to 1215 code for a protein of 141 amino acids. NCBI's taxonomy places the organism in Eukaryota, Metazoa, Arthropoda, Insecta, Hymenoptera, Apidae.